Messenger RNA from Xyrauchen texanus (razorback sucker), 3715 nucleotides. RefSeq lists its product as uncharacterized. Lineage: Eukaryota; Metazoa; Chordata; Actinopteri; Cypriniformes; Catostomidae. The transcript has 9 exons. Gene Ontology annotation, molecular function: protein binding. The record is from RefSeq and is a predicted model, not a curated record. The coding region runs from base 513 to 3704 and encodes 1063 amino acids.
UGUUCUUCAUGUCAAUUGUUAGUUGAACCUGUUUAAUUAUGAAGUUGACGAUUAAACAAUUAAGCCAAUUAAGUUUGUGCUUUCCCACUAGUCACAUUUGUGUAUUGAUGGAUAUAAUUCAGUGUAAAUCUUAGAAAUGCAUUAAUAGCAGUACCUAAGGUACCAAAUUUGCUAUUUGUAUUUUAACAUAUUUUGCUUUGAGGACAUUAUCUUUCUGUGGUGAAGUAGAAAUGAAAUAGUUUGGUGUAUAUCAUUAUUUAUAUCUUACCUCUUACUGUAAUACUCCACAAACAUGGAAGCAAAGUGUGAUCACAGUUGUGACCAGUGGGAUUAAACCCCAAUGUAAAUCAACAUUCUGUCAUUAUUUAAUUUGGAGUCUCUCUCUCUCUCUCUCUCUCUCUCUCUCUCUCUCUCUCUCUCUCUUUUUGAUUGAACAAUUCUUUCUAAGAUAUUUUUUACAUUGUAAUUAUGCUUGUUUAUUCCAUUAAUUUUAUAUAAUCGUUUUUUCCCUCAUGAAAAUUGCCCUAUGUGUGGAAUUCAGCAUGCUGGCUAUCCGUAAAAGACGUAGAAGACCUCAGCAGGAUGCUGAAGAUAACAUCAUAUUUGAAACUGAAAAGCCUGGUCUUCAAGAGCAGUACAUCAGCAAAUAUAAAGGCCGUGGCGUUUUCACCACUGAAUCUUUCUGCAGAGGAGACUUUGUUCUUGAAUACAGAGGUGAACUUCUGAGUUCAAAGGAGAGUCUUGAACGAACUAAAAACUACACUGAAACUGAGAGCACAUUCUUGUUUGAUUUUCAGUGGCAUGGAAAAUAUUGGUGUAUGGAUGCAUCCAAGGAAGACAAGUCCCUGGGAAGACUUGUCAACGAUGAGCACAAAAAUCCAACUUGCAAAAUGAGAACUGUUGAAGUGAAGAAAAAGCCUCAUCUUUGUCUAUUUGCUGUACGAGACAUUUUACCAGGUGAAGAAAUCACUUACAACUAUGGCGACUCGGACUGGCCGUGGAGAGCCAAGUCUUUAAAUGAACCGUCAACAGAAUCCAGUGAUGUAAAAUCAGUCAGCAGUUUGGGCCCACAGAAAUCGCAGCGGUUUCAAUCAAGAAUGUCAAAGUUGCGACAACAUCAUGAAGAUUGUUAUAAUCGCUUUAAAAGAGCAGAGACUGAGAGGAAUGAGAGUGAAAAGAAACAUCUCAAGCUAUUGCAUGAUCAGCUGUCCCCGUCACCCACUGAAGUAUGCACAUCUGAUACACCAUCACAUUCACCACUUAAUGUGCCGCAAUCCUCAUCACCUUUGCCCUGUGCUGCAUCCACCGCAGGGAAUGGCUUAUCACAGGAACCUGAGCCUGUCUCAUUAAGGGAGUACUCAUGGAAAGCCCUCAGUGAUUCAGAUGUUACAGACUACAGCGAUGUUGACUAUGUACCCAAGAGCAGCUCAGACGAAUCAGAUGAUAGUGCUUCUGGAUAUAGCAUGGUUGAAAGUAGCUUAGAUGAAGCUAAUGAAAAGACUUCUGGAAAAGGUAUGGUCAAAAGUUCUCUGAAAAAUCCAACUUCACCUUUUUCACAAAGCUAUAAAGAUACAAGCAGUUCAUCAGACACAGGCGUGACAACACCAUCACCAAAUGCUAAAGUGCAAUGCAAAACCAAAGAGACAGACCCCUCUUCUGAAGAUAGGUCUUUUAUUCAAUCAAUGCCAUCACCUGUGCAGGAUCGCAAGUCAUAUAAGAAGCAGUAUUGUCUUUAUUGCUCUAAGCCUUUUUCAAAAAUGGCAAGACACCUUGAAUCUGUCCAUCGCAAUGAAGUGGACGUUGCAAAGGCAGUUGCGUUUCCAAAACAUUCUAAAGAGAGGCGAAUCCAGUUAAACCUCCUUAGAAAAAGGGGCAACUUUGCCCACAACACAGAUGUGGCAAGAAAUGGACAUGGAGAGAUGGUUGCCUGCUACCGUCCAAAAGAGAGCAAAAAAGCCAAGGAUUUCAUUCACUGUGUUUACUGCCAAGGGCUUUACAACAAGCGUAGCCUUUGGAAACAUUUAAAGAACUGUCCUCUGAAACCUAAAGAUGAUGAAUCCAAGGGCAGGAAAAGAGUCCGAUCACUCUGCGCUCUGAAAACUCCAGUUGGUUUAGAAGUGAGCAAAGGUUUAAAGAAUAUACUUUCCAUUAUGAACUAUGAUGAAGUUUCCCGUGUUGUUCACUCUGACUGCUGCAUCAUGCAACUGGGGGAGCACAUGUUUAAUAGGAUGGGAUCUGAUGUUAAUAAACAUGACUACAUCAGACAGAAGAUGAGAGAAGUUGGCAGACUUCUUCUUGAAGCAAGGAAGAUUACUCGGCUAAGAUCUAUGGUGGACUUCAUCAUUCCAGCAAAUUUCAAACAAGUCAUUUCAGCUGUUAAAGUUGUAUCUGGCUAUGAUGAAGAGAAAAACUGCUACCGCAUUCCCUCUCUAGCUCUCAAACUUGGUCAUUCUUUAAACAAGAUCUGUAGUAUUGUUGAGAGCAAUGCCAUGAUGUACGGAGACCAUCAACGUGCUGAGUGUGCUCGAGACUUCAGAAAAAUACACCAGGCAAGAUGGAACGAAUACAUUUCUGCUGGUGCUUUAACUACUUUAAAAGAAGCCAAGUGGAACACGCCUCAGAUCAUUCCUUUCACUCAAGAUGUCAAAGUUCUGCAUGCACAUCUGGAAAAGAAACACAAACAGUUCCUAAGCAAGCUCAGAAACUGCCCAUCGGCAAAAAGCUAUUCAGCUCUUGCUAAGGUCACAUUGACGCAAGUCAUCCUGUUCAACAGAAGAAGAGAAGGUGAGGUAUCACGAAUGCUUUUGGCAGCUUUUAAAAGCAGGGAUUCUUCUGAGCUACAUGAAGACCUAGCGAUCUGUCUUUCGGAGUUCGAGAGAAAGUUGUGUCUGCACUUCACCCGAGUUGAGAUCCGUGGUAAACGAGGGAGAAAGGUUCCUGUGCUUCUCAAGCCUUCAAUGGUUUCUGCCAUGGAGCUGCUUGUUGAAACACGUGAGGUUUGUGAAGUCCCAGCUGAGAAUCCUUUUCUGUUUGCCAGAUCAGGAGCAAUGCCUGCAUACCGAGGAGGAGAGUGCAUUUACAGAGCUGCUCAGGAAUGUGGCAUAAAGAAUCCAGAAGCACUGUCAUCAACUAAGCUGAGGAAACACAUAGCAACCAUGUCAAAAAUCUUGAACCUUGAUGAGAACGAAGCAGAUCAAUUGGCUGAUUUCCUCGGUCAUGAUAUCAGAAUCCACAGACAAUAUUACCGCUUACCGGAGGGGACGCUGCAGCUGGCAAAGAUGAGCAAGGUCUUGUUAGCAAUGGAAAAGGGAACACUCUCAGACUUCAAAGGAAAGACGCUUGAUGAGAUUGAAAUUGACCCAAAUGAACAAUUUGAACCCCUCGUUAAUGAUAUGUCAAGUGAUGAGGAGGAUUGCAGCGACCCAUCUCAGUCAGCAUCCCCAGAAGAGACGGCUCAACUGUCUGGAUCACAAAAGGAUCAAAGUUCUUUAAAGGCUCCAAAAAGAAAAUGGGAGGACAUUGAGGUAAAAGCAAUAGAAAGGCACAUGAUGAGGUUCAUCAAGACAUGCAAAGUUCCUGGUAAGCAAGACUGUGAAAGAUGCAUUGAAGCAGAGCCAGAGGCUUUGAAGGAGCGAACAUGGACUGGCCUGAAAAACUAUGUGCGAAACAGGAUCACAACUCUCAAAAAAAAGGGUGCUUUGUAGCCGUGUAGAAG